CUAAUGAAACUGUUUUACACAGACUUGAAAAGUUAUUUUAUUUCAACGAUAUUAUUGUCCACUUAACGGAUACCAUUGCGCACAAUAUAAUUUUUUUGUUCGUAUGAUUCUGUACAAUUGUGAAAAGUUGUCUGUUUAUAAAAAGAAAUUUCAAAAAUUAAAUUCCGUUCAUCAUUAAAAGUGUUGUAAUUUCUUAAGUGUGGUUUAUUUUUAAUUAAUUUAAGUGAUUAAAUUUUGAUAAUUUAAUUUUUGUAGAAGAACAUUAAACAAAUCGGAAAUGCCAGCUGGUACAGGAGCUGGCGGAUCCGGUAAUACGGCAGGACGUACAGUAUUUCGACCACCAUGGGUAAAAGAAGGACCUACACCUAUACCAACACCAACUGCACCUUGGACAUUAAAACAUAGAGAAUCCAAAGGACAGGAAGAUGCUCCUCCAGCACCAAAAUUCAAACCAAAACCAAUAGAAACAAAACCUACAGUUGAUGAAGACAACCCACCAUCAAAAUUCCCCGUUCAAUUGAGAAAAACAAGUGGUCCACAACCAAAAGAAAAUGGCAGAACUUCACCAACUAUAAAGCCAAUAAAAGAUCAAGUAACACUAAGGCCUACGCCAAAAGAUCCAGUAAAAAUAGUACCAAUUAAAAGAGAGGAUAGUAAUGCAUUUGAAAGACCCAAAUUGGUAUCACAGCGAACACUCAGAGACAGCAAUGAUACAUCAAAACCACCACCUUUACGAAGGGAACGACCGAAACCACGAAACGCUUUUGACGAUGACAUACCUUCGUCGCACAUAUUACGGAAGCAAGAUAGUAUAUUAAAUAUAAUACCACCGGCUCCGCCUGUACCACCAGCACCCCCAUGCCCUCCACCACCACCAAAAAUAGUACCAGAUGGAUACAAACCACCAGAUACCAAAAAAAUUAAAAUACUGGAACAAUUACGACAACGUCCAAGAGCACGACCAGAUUGGGGUACUUUACUCAAAGAUGUUGAAGCAGGAAGAAAAUUGAAACAUGUCGUUUGUAACGAUCGGUCCAAACCAUUGUUACCUUUAGCAAAAUGUAAAACUAAAGAAGGUCAAUUCGUUUAUGAUAGUGAGAAAAAAGAAUCAAAUGUUCACAAUAUACUUUUAAAACAGAUUCAAGGUGGUGUACAACUAAAAAAAGUUCAAACAAAUGACAGAAGUAAACCAAUAUUGGAUGGUUUACGUAAAUUCCGUAGACAAAUGACAAUCGAAGAACAAAUACAAAAAUCACAAUCAUCAGUCAAACUUGGAGCUGCACCUGACGAAGAGGAAUUGAUAAUAGCUGAUGAAGUUGACGAGAUGGAUGAUAUUGAUAAGUUACGUGACGAUUUACAAUCAACGAAACAAUUAUUAGCACUAGAAUUACGUAAUAAAGAAGCACAACAAAAAGAAAUAAAACGUUUGCAAGCACGAAUAUUAAAUUUAGAAGUAGAAUUAGAACAUGAAAAGGGCAAAGCUGCAGCAUCCGUUACGCGUAGUGUUAUGGCUGAACGAAUAGAAGAUGAUAAAUUAGUAUCAAGUUUGAAACAAGAAGCUGAUGAUGCGCGUAAAGCUGCAAAAGAAGCAGAGAAAAAAUAUUUACAAGCAACAGAUACGUUAGACACUACCAAAGGAGAAUUAGAUGAAGCUAAGCGACAAAAUGAAAUUCUAGAAAGGAAAUUAGAACAAGCUUUGAAGGCAUUAAGUGGUGGUGGAAGUAGACGUCAAAGUCAAGCUGUUGGUAAAGAAGAAGGUGAGGAAUCUGAAGAAGAGGAAGAAGAUUCAGAUAGUGACGAUGAUGAUGAGGAGGGUGAAGAGACUGAAGAAAAGAAAGAAAAGCGUGCUAAGCGUGAAUUAAAAAUGUUAAUGAAUAAAUUGAAAAAUGUUAAAACAAAGAAAGAAAAUGCACGUAAAGAGAGGCAAUCAUUGAAACAACAAAUGAAAAAGGAGCAAGAUACUAUUAAAGAAGAAAAGAAAAAAUACAAACAUUUACAACGAGAAGUAGACAAAAUGGCUGAAUUAAUGAAAGAAGAUGACGAUGAAAAUGCUGAUGAUGAUGGAGAAGAAAAAGAAAUUGAUGAAGAUGAAAAUGAUAAUGAAAGUGUGGAAGAAGAGGAAGAAGAAAGUGAAACAGAAACAGAAAGUAGUAGUGAAUCAGAAGAAGAGGAAAGUGAGAGUGAACCAGAGGAUGCACCAUUUGACAAAAGAAAAGAAAACUAUACAUCACGCGUUCGCCGUUAUGAAAAUUGUUUAGCUGCAUUAAAAAAAGGCAACUAUUUGCUUAAAGCAAAUAUAGAUCGAUUAAAAGAUGAUAUUAAUAAACAAAGAGAAAUGUCAAUACAAUUACAACAAGAUUUAGAUUCUGUUUUAAAUGAUUUAGGUUAAAUAUGAUUAUCCUUCGGAAAAUCUUCUGCUUGGCUUCAUGUUUUACAGCUUUCAAAUGCUCAGCUCCAAAUUUAAUUACAAUAAUUAAAUUAAGAAGUAUCAAAGCUCAAUUAAUACGAAUAAAAAAAUAACAAAAUAUCGCUAAAUUAAUAAUAAUCUGAAACCUGGGGCUGCCUGAAAGACGAUUGAUGUCCUCCAGGCUAAAUAAAUCGGUUGGUAUAGUUGUAUUUGUCAAAAUGGGUAGUCAGCAAACUAAUAAUGUACAAGAAUACGACUUAAGAGUAAAGUUGUUAUAGAAUUUUUAUUAAUCCAUCAGUACGAAAGAAAUAAAUCAAACUAGAAAAGACCCAGCGCAGACAAUUUUUCAAAGUUUAUCGGUGAUAUUUUAUAGAUAGAAUUAUUUUUUCUGCGAAUAAUUAAAAGACAAAUUCUACGUUCACUAUUGCUGUACUGAAUUGCUGAAUACUCACUCUUACUCCUUAUUCCACAAAUGUCGGUAAAUACAUUACAAUAUAUUUAUCAGAUUGAAAUGAUACAACUUAAUCGCAGAUUUUUAAUAAAAUUUAAAAGUGAAAAAUGGUUUAGGUUAACUUUGCUGUGAAUUUCAGCGGAAUUGGGCACAUAACAAAAUAUCUACUUCCAACGAAUUACCAAUUUUAUUUUGUUCUGUUUAAUUUUGGGCAAUAACUUAUGACUUCAAAUGUAGAAUAACUUAUUAUAGGAACAAAGCUUUAAACUAUAAUUGUAAUAAUAAAAUAGAUUAUCUCUUACUAAAUAUGUUAUCUAAACUCAUAAUUGUGGAACCUUAACCGAAAUUGAAAACCUUACUUGAUCUGUUGGACAGUUUCUUUAUCAAAUAAACGAAUUAAAAUUUGGCUCUUUCUUUUAACCCUUUUAGCGUAUAGUACUGCAUCCGUAUAUUUUUAUAUAAAUGAUUAAAUUUUUUAAUUAUAUUCUUAAAAAUACAUUAACUCGUAAAGAAAACAUUUUUUCCCAAUUAAAACAUUAUAUCGAUCGAAGUUGGUACUCAAAGGGUUAAUUAUAGAAAUUAUUAAUAAUACAAGCUAAAAUGUUGCUUUGAUUAUUACCGAAGCGCGUCCCAAAAACCUCCAUAUUGUGAUCUAAUUUUCAAUUACGUGUAGAUAGAAACCGGUCAUUAUUAUUUGCAUUUAAAAAUACAAACGAUACCAUUUGCUGAUGUAUUAAAAAGCUUGUACAAAUUAAUUUUAUAGUACAUUAGAAAAUAUAACUAAUAAUAAAACCUAUUUACUUGCUGCAAGCAGAAUAAAAAUCAAAUUAACGAUUACCCACGUGAAAACUAAUUUUAACCCAUAUAGGAAUUGUAUUGUGCAUUAGAAUUUGAAAAAACGUAAUCAAUAUUUGUAAUGGUAUCUUGUAUUUAAGUUCGUUUUGUAAUUCGGAUAACUAAAAUUAGAAUUUUAUAAGAAAAUUUAAGAAGGUUUUUUAUACAUUUCUGAUUAGAAGUAAUGAUAAGUAAAAGCUUCAGUCAUAAAAAAUAAAACAUUAUGAACUUUCUCUCCAGAUAACUUUAUAUAAAACUUUUCAGAAGAUCCAGUUUCAAGUAUAACUCAAUCAUUUUGACACAAAGUGGAGUAAUUACUAAUAUGUCGUACACCUUGUAAAAUGUAAUUACUUCAUUACACCCUACUUAUAGGGGUUAAUAAUUGAAAAAAUGUAUUAACCUCACAAUUUUUGAAAAGUAUGUAUGAAUAAUGGUAAAAACUAAAUUUAUAAUAAUUGGUUUUAGUUUAAUAAAAUAUUGUUGGCGAGUAUUUCUAGUCACUCAUUCAUAAAAUGUCUUUAAUUUCAUGUUUCUUUUGAUAU
Molecule: messenger RNA, 4234 nt
Organism: Chrysoperla carnea
Lineage: Eukaryota; Metazoa; Arthropoda; Insecta; Neuroptera; Chrysopidae
Product: DNA ligase 1-like
Exons: 8
Coding region: 278-2389 (703 amino acids)
Biological process (GO): actin filament polymerization
Cellular component (GO): actin filament; cytoplasm
Molecular function (GO): microtubule binding; actin binding
Source: RefSeq, a predicted model, not a curated record